This is a messenger RNA of Talpa occidentalis (Iberian mole), 1053 nucleotides long. It is a transcript of the gene HILPDA, whose product is annotated as hypoxia inducible lipid droplet associated. Gene Ontology annotation, biological process: positive regulation of lipid storage; positive regulation of cell population proliferation; autocrine signaling. Gene Ontology annotation, cellular component: lipid droplet. The coding region runs from base 165 to 359 and encodes 64 amino acids. The transcript has 2 exons. The record is from RefSeq and is a predicted model, not a curated record. Lineage: Eukaryota; Metazoa; Chordata; Mammalia; Eulipotyphla; Talpidae.
GACGCCUCGCGGCGCGCCUGCACCGCCUCUCCCGACUGCGGCUCGACGCGCGGUUACAGCCAGCCGGCCACCCCAGCCCUUCCCCCCGGAGGAUCCAGAGGCCUUUCAGAAGUAGAAGGCGACUUGACUCUACUGCCCUGCAAAGGAGUGGAAUUCUUUCAGCCAUGAAGCACGUGUUAAGCCUCUACCUCCUGGGCGUGGGGCUCACGGUGCUCUCCAUCUUUGUGAGGUUGAUGGAGUCACUGGAGGGCUUACUGGAGAGCCCAUUGCCUGAGAGUUUUUCGACCACCAGAGGUCACCUGGCCAGCACACAGCCCCCCAAGGGUCUUCCAGACCACCCAUCCAGAGGGGUGCAGUAAGACCUCCCCUGACUGCAGUAACUUUAGAACACUGGCCUAAACUCCAGCCAGGUGUCCUCAGGUAUAGACAGAGUGGCAGUGUUACCAGGAAACUGUUUUGAGGCCCAAGAAGAGCCUCCCCGUCUGGAUGUGCCAUGACCUGGAGAAACCUGUUUAAUACCCAGUGUGAGGGCGUUGUCUAUGACUGAGGUGGAGUGACCUCGUUCCUCUCCCCAGGGGUGCUGGACACCCUGCUGUCUUCUGCAGCAUAGCCCUGGUGUGGCAACAUCAGCCAAUGUUUUCGCUUCUACUCCCCGGACAUCUGCUGAGGGUUUCUUUGGAUCUGGGUGUCUUGGGAUCUGACUUCCACGAGAGCUCCCAUGUGGAUGACAGUGGGGGCUGUGGGGACUGACUCUAGGGAAGGGGACAGCAAAGCUCAGUGUCUAGUACUCAUUGUUUUACAUUUUUCAACACCUUCCUUCAGUGUGUCUGAAGGGGGCAAGGAGACACCAAAGCCUGCUCAGGAUGUGAGCAUAUCGUGGCCACUGCGUGGCCUAAGUGAAUUUUUCCAGUGAAAUAAAGUUGAGUGUAUAUCUCCUUUCUGUGUCAUUAGCUUCUGUCAUUGAAAUUGGUGCUAGAUCUUUCUAGAGCUAAAGUUUAAUAUGUGAAAAGUUUGGAGUAGGAAUGAGCUUAAAACACUUUUGUUGAAAACAAA